AUGCCCUCUCAAGCCGACGACAAGCGCCAGGCUGCGCGCGAGGUCAUUGACAUCCUGCACGAGAUCUCCAUCCUGCUCAACACACAUCUCGACCGUACGGAGCUUUCGCUGUGCGUGUCGCUGAUUGAGAACGGGGUGAACCCCGAUGCACUCGCGGCCGUGAUAGAGGACUUGCGCAAGGAGUCUGCAAGCUUUCAGCGCCUGUCGAAUGCGCCGGCGACGGCAGACUAG
Molecule: messenger RNA, 231 nt
Organism: Penicillium canariense
Lineage: Eukaryota; Fungi; Ascomycota; Eurotiomycetes; Eurotiales; Aspergillaceae
Product: mitotic-spindle organizing protein 1
Exons: 3
Coding region: 1-231 (76 amino acids)
Biological process (GO): gamma-tubulin complex localization; microtubule nucleation by interphase microtubule organizing center; mitotic spindle assembly
Cellular component (GO): centrosome; interphase microtubule organizing center; spindle
Source: RefSeq, a predicted model, not a curated record